AAAAAAAAAAAAAGAAAAUAUAUAUAUUUUUUUUAUUUAAUAAACAGUAUAAGAUAAUAGGAAACGCUCAUACAUAGUAACUUAUCAUAAUAAAAUCGAUUUGUCGUUCAUUCGAAUUUAUUCUUAGACGAUAGGCAAUCUUCUAUGAAAGGUGAUUUACGCAAGGCCAGGAUAUUAAAACUGCUUUGUAAAAGUAGGUCACCUAGGAAGUAUAAUUUCCCCUAAUUUUACACAAAUUAUUUCCAGAUACCUCAUGAAGGGUAAAAGACAAAUUUAUCCGAGGCCACUGAAUGUGUCUCGUUAGCUGAUAUAAAAAUAAAGUGAUCCCUUUGACGAAACAAAAAAAAAAAAAAAAAAAAAAAGAAAAAAGAUUACACUCGAAAGAUUAUUUAGAUAGGCGUUAUCAAAGAAUAGAGUAUACUUCUUUAUCUGUAACAUAACAAUCUUUUAAACCAAUAAAUAACGAAGAAGAUAAAAGAAAGAAAAAAAAAAAGAAUCAAUACCACUGCAUAACGAGAGGAGAAAGAGUCUGUCGAUAAUAUCGGAAUCUACUAAUAUCUCACAAUUUGAAUUCCCCGCCGUAACAAUAUUAUUAACUUCGCAAUAAUUUCGAAUUGGAACGGAAAAAAAGGAACGUAUAUGGAUUUUUUACUUCAGAAUAUAAAUACAAAUUUGUCAUUGGAUAGAAGAAACAUAAGAAGAGAUAAAUAAGGAAAGUAUACGAAUGAUACGCAUAAAAAAAGUUGCGUAAAAUGAGCUAUCCUAAACGACCGACGGAGUAAUCCUUUUAUUUCACAGCAGCGCCACGCCCGACACUGCCCUCUAAACUACAUAGUCCGUGAAGUAUGUUUAUUACCGACAAUACGAAAUUGGCUGAAGUGGUAGACGAAAAUGGUUAAUUGUCAGGCUCGUUAGUGCAGCAGGUGAGCGAUCAAUUAUUACGAAAAUCGGCGUGUUAUUUGUUCUCGGAAUGUACAGUACGAUUGACCCUUUCAAAGUCUCGUGUAAAACAAAAACGGAGUUUCCUUUGGACAUUAUCGCCAUAGAUUCAUGGCAUGUAUCAUUGAAAUCACCUUUUCGAGACCGUUUGGUCUAUUCGUUCCCACCACCCCCUCCCCUACCACUAAUCUAACAAAAGAAUUUUUAAUUUCUUUCAUGGCGAUAUUAAAGCUACCUCCAUUAUACGUCUUUACACGUUCGCGCACAAACUCACCUAAAAUAUCGAUAAUUUCGUGAGCAUCGUUGAAAAGAAACAAUACGCGCUAACCUCGGGACACAUCAGCAAGACGUAGAUUAAUUUAUUACGUCCAUUCAGAAAACAUACGUCCUCUCUCGUUGUUCCUCGCACACAUACAGACACGUACAAACGCGCGCGCGCACGCAACGCAACACAGGCGUGCUCGCGCGCGCGCUGACGAACACAUACCUACAUACAUACAAAACAUAACACACACCACAUAUAUCACAUGCACGUAUUAACAUCGUGUCUUCUGUUCGUCGCGUGGAAAAAGUGACAUGCAUGAUAAAUUUCGAUAUACUCCAGUAUGUGCGUUUGUAUUGGAGCACCAGACAGUAUAGAUGUGUGGCAGGUGCAAUGUUGCAUCCCCCUGAUGCGCGCGACUACGUUUAUAUAGUAGCUCUAAUGUCAUACCGAAGGCUACUUCUUAGUAAUUCACAAAGGGUUCACUCUUCCGUGAAGUACAGUAUAUGGGUACUUUCCAGGCGAUACCUAGCACGUACCUUGCUAGAAAAAUAUUUGUAAAGACUUGGUGGAACGAGAGCAUGGCUUCUGGUGCAUCAUCCUUAGGUAGCGCUGGAGGUAGUGAUGGAGCAAUAAAUAUGGAAAGGGACAAUGGAGGCUACGGGAGCGUUGGAAAUCCUGUUGGGAGUACUGAAUGUCGUACCGAUUAUGAGGGCUUACAAGCUCAGUGUGAUAAAGCAAUGCAUCAGCUUAAGUUACUUAGGCAUAAGCACUCCGAUACUGUUAGACGGUGUGAACAUACUAUGAAAGAAUUGGAGUAUUAUCGUGGACAACAUAUAGCAGUCAUGAAUCAGUUAGAAGCGACGUCCCAAGAAAGCUCUGCUCUCCGUGGAAAGUAUGGAGAUCUGGUAAAUGACAAACAAAGACUGGACAGAGAAGUGCAAGCAUUACAGAAAGAAGUGUCGGAAUUGAGAUGUCAAAAUCAAGAAGCUCUUGUUUCUGACAGCAACAAUGGAGAUAUGAAUCAGCAUUAUUUAUCUGCGCUUAGAAGAUAUGAAGCCAUCAAGGACGAAUAUGACUCGCUUAGAAAGCGAUAUGAUGAUUUAAUAGCAUCUCAUUCCUCUGUUGUUAACAAGUUGGAAUUAUCGCAAGAAGAAGCUGCAAGAUUGAAGAAACAAUAUGAUGAAAUUCUCCAAGAACGUAACACUGCCGUACGUGAGCGUAAUGGAUUGAAACAACAAUGUACCGCUGCCAUAAGGCAGUGGGACAUCGCGUUGAGGGAGAGGAAUGAAUAUAGAGAAGCCCUUGCUAAAAUGCAGCAGCAACAUGAAGAAGCAGUAAAGGAAAUUAAUCAAGCCAUGGUGUUACGUAUGAAAACAAGCAAAGAUAUUAAGCGGCUUACGGAAGAAAGGAAUGCAGCAUUACAAGAAUAUAGUUUAAUUAUGGGUGAAAGAGAUACCGUACACAAGGAGAUGGAGAAACUUGGCGAUGAUCUGACCCAAUCUUUUACUAAAAUCACACAUUUAGAAAAUCAAAAUAAACAACUUGUUGACGAAAAAAAGACGCUGUCCUAUCAGAUAGAAACAUUAAGGAGAGAAAUAUCAUCUGCUCUUCAAGACAGAGACGAGUCUUUAAAGCAAUGUAAUGAAUUACGUCAAAAGUUCGGUGAUUAUUCCGAAGGUGCGAACAGAGAUUACAAGAAUCGUUUGGAGUUGCAUUCUUAUAAUCGAGAACGAGACAAUGCAAAUAAAGAAGCCGAACGUGAAACAAAUAAUGGAGAUGCUAAGAGAGAGAAAGAACGUAUGGACAAUAUAGAUCAAGCCAAUUUAGAAUUAGACAAGCUUAGAAAAUCUGUAGAAACAUUGCAAGCCGAACUCGAAGAAGCAAUACAAGAAGCAGAAGUAUCCAAACGAAGAAGAGAUUGGGCAUUUAGCGAGAGAGAUAAAAUAGUACUGGAGAGAGAAAGUAUAAGAACUUUAUGCGAUAGAUUAAGGAAGGAACGUGAUCGUGCUGUUUCGGAAUUGGCAGGUGCUUUGCGUGAUUCUGAUGAUAUAAAAAAACAACGAAACGAGGCUUCGAGAGAGUUGAAAGAUUUAAAGGAGAAGCUAGAGUCUGGCGACGCAUUGAGAGCAAGUGUCUUUGGGCAAGGUCUUGCGCAUGGUCACGACAACACUAUCGAUGCGGAACCUAACGAGUGGGAAGUACUUACUAUCCAUAUGGAUUUGAGCAGACUCGUGGAUACUGAUCGUGAUCUGGGGAUAAUGUUAGUGGGGGGGCGUGAUAAUCCAUAUUACCCUAAUGAUACGGGUGUUUAUGUAGCACAAGUUACACAAGGAAGUACGGCUGACGGCAAAUUGAGAGUAAACGAUUGCAUCAUACGUGUGAACAACGUUGAUUGUGCCUCGGUAUCUUCAAGAAUGAUAUUAGAAACGCUACGUUCUUGUGCCGUAAGUCCGACCACGUUGACUAUAAGAAGACGAAGAUUAAGUAGAAGAUCGUUGAGGACUAUACAGCUACCUGUCGGCUCUAUCCCACAUGGAAUUGCUUUAGAGCUUGGUAUAUACAUAUCAAAAAUAUCACCUGGUAGCUCAGCUGCUAAAGAUGGAAAUUUGGCUGUUGGCGACAGAGUCUUGAAUAUCAAUAGCAAACCAAUGGAAGGAAUAAAUUCGGCGCAUGAGGCAAUGACUAUCUUAAACGACAAUACAACGGAUGUAUUAACGAUCACUACGCUUAAAGGAAUUCCUUUAUCUUCUGCUACCAGUUCGGAAACGAUGCCAAUCAGUGGCAGUUUUGCAUCGGAAAAGCAAAAGAUGGUAAAUAGUUGUUCGCAAACCGAACAUGAAAGAUUUAUGUUGAAAACAACGUCGGACGACUCUGAUAGAAGAUAUAUUGGCUCGAACUUCGGAGACAGAAGUGUUUAUAAAGUUUCGAAAUCUGUUAGCGGGGAAAAGCCAAGUGGGAUAAGUAAUGCUUGGGAUAAUAUAAGAGAAAAGAUCGAUUUCGUGAGAGGCCGAAAACCUAGUAAGGAUCGGGAUGAUAAGAAGAAGAGACAUCCCAAUUCAAGUCCAAAUACAUUCGAACAGGAACAGGAUGCAAUAGCGGAACUUGAUUCGGUUAUAGAGAGUUAUCACAAGAAAACAACUAAUGGUGUACUCAAACGAAGUAAACGUCGUGGGACAGAGAAAAUGGAGAAAAAUGGUGGUACAUGGCCCAAGGCUAGAGGUGGGCCACUAAUACAAAAUGGUACCGGUACGAUAUUACAUCCACGUAAAACGAAGGAAAGGCUACCACUGAGCGUACUUCUAAAUCAUCCGCCAAACAAAUCGGGACAACUCUUUGGUCAGAAGUCCUUCACGCCAGCAGUACAAUUCAAGGAUAUUACGAUAGAUAAGAAAGUGACGAUCGAGAUAGAGAAUACCGAUAACAGGCUUAGCUCGACUUUGGCGCCAUCCGAGACAAGUAUCGAUGUCUCUGUAAAAUCUGGAAAUAUUGGUCGAGAUAUGGAUUACUUCGCUAAAAAGAAAGCACAGAAGUACGCUAUGAGUAACGAUAGCCAGGUAGAAACGUUGCAACAUAAUAGAGCGCACUCUCAACUCUAUUCGGGAAUUGGGUCAUCAACUUCGUCCACUAGUGGACCUAGACAACAACUAGCUGGUAAUUUCUCUUUUCCCCCCUACACGCAUUUGCAUCCGCAUCCACACCAGCAGAACUCUUUACCCUCAAGAUAUCCAUCACCACCGUCAUUGCCGUCUGCACAAUCCGGAGAGUCUAUAGGACUUCCCGAUGCACGAUCCUACUGUUUCGAACCUCCGUAUAGUCCGGGCCCGCAAACGGGUUUUGGUCAUUUGCACACACCCUCCGUAGAUUUGCAUUACCACAAACCUCGUGCUCCACCGGUCGGCAUGGCAUACGAUGUGCCAGCAUAUACUCAUGGAUACGAAGGUGGUACAUUUCCAAGAAAAAAAGAAAAUCAACGUUUUCGUAUACCGUCCAAUCCUAGUGUUACAUCAAAAAACAGUGUUGGCAAACUUUCGACUGGAAGUAUAGAAAGAACUUCAGAGAGAGGCAGUCCAAUGCCAACUUUUCACGUGGAGGUUCUCAGUCCUGGAACGGGUAAUGGUAGUAAUACCGGAGGAACCAUCAGGGGAGGCAGCAAUAGCAAGAGAUCGAGUAUGCCAGAUUAUUGUUAUUCCCAACCUCGACCAGCUCCUGGUGAACUACGUAGAGUUCAUAUAGACAAAUCGGUUGAGCCAUUAGGCAUACAAAUUUCUUGUUUGGAAAGUGGAGGAGUUUUCGUUUCCACCGUCAGUGAACAUAGCUUGGCGUCUCAAGUUGGUCUUCAAAUCGGUGAUCAACUAUUAGAAGUAUGUGGAAUUAAUAUGAGGAGUGCUACUUAUCAACUAGCUGCCAACGUUUUACGCCAGUGUGGUAAUUCCAUAACGAUGUUGGUGCAGUACAGUCCAGACAAGUACAACGAACUUGAAGGAUCAGCAUCCUCUAGUUCUUCGGAAGCUGGUGGUGGAGAAGGUGGCACCAGAAGUGGCUCACCUACACCAUGUAACAGUCCAGAAGUUCCAAGGAAAACGACGAUCGAACCUUUGGAAAAUACCGAACCUGAACGUGACACUACUACCACUACUACUACUUUAUUGAGUGUAAAACGUGCAGAACGAGAUAUCAGAAAUUCUGCUUCGUUGGAAGUUAGGUCUACGCAAGAAAGAGAACGUGAAAUCAGAAAUUCAGCAUCUUUGGAUAUCAAUAUAAGAAAACCUGAAUUACGUAGUUCGGCUACUCUCGACAAUAUGCGCAAUUCUGCAACUCUUGACACUUUACGCGUAACUGGCAGCACACUAACACGUGCACAACUUAAUCAGGCUGCGACAACAUUGCAGAGACAAAAUGCAACCGUAAGGAGCCCGACGCAAGAAGAACAAAAUCGUAAAAGUCCAACUCCAGGUGAACCAAGAUAUUUAUUCAUUGAAACUAGGAAGUGUUCUAACUUAGGUAUAUCGCUCGUGGGAGGCAACGGCGUUGGUAUAUUCGUUCAUUCCGUGCAGCCUGGCUGUUUGGCAGAAGAAGCUGGCUUACGUACUGGUGAUAGAAUUUUGGAAUAUAAUGGUGUAGAUCUGAAACAAGCAACCGCUGAACAAGCCGCACUCGAAUUAGCAAGACCAGCGGAUAAAGUGACCUUAAUAGCUCAAUAUUUACCACAGCGAUAUAACGAAGUCAAGGAUAAACCUGGUGAUAGUUUUUACAUUAAGGCGAUGUUUGAUCGAGUCGGUGAAGUGGGAGAUAGUCUGCAACUUCAUUUCAACAAAGAUGAUAUUUUGUAUGUGGAUAAUACUAUGUUUAAUGGUACACCUGGUCAUUGGAGAGCUUGGUUGGUCGAUCAAACUGGAAGGCGACAAACUUGUGGUAUAAUCCCAAGCAAAUUCAAAGUCGAAGAAGAAUUACUCUUGCGUCGGUCCUUAGGAGAUAUAGAAACGGAUGCUGGUAGACGUGGUACAACGAGUGCACGUAGGAGCUUCUUCCGGCGAAAGAAACAUCAACGUUCGUCCAGUAGAGAUAGUAAAGAAUUAUCUCAUAUUACUGGAGUAAAUAUGGGCUGGUAUAGCGACAGUGGAACAUUGAACGAGGAAAGCCUUCCAGCUAGUUAUCAGCGUGUCGAAAGACUCGAUUAUCCAGCUUUGAGACCUGUACUGAUAAUUGGUCCUCUGAGCGAAUGCGUUGUGACAAAAUUAUUACAAGAAUUUCCUGGACAAUUCACAAGAUGUCUUGCAGAAGCUAUGCAUUGUUCUCAAGCGACACUCGAACAAGGCUUAAGAGAUUCCCUUUACGUAGACUACAGGAAGAAAGGAAGUUAUUUCGAAUGUACUACUGUUCAAGCUGUCAAAGAUAUUUGCGAGAAGAGCACACAUUGUAUCUUGGAUAUAUCAAUCGCCUCUAUUGAACGACUUCAUAGACAUCAGAUCUAUCCAAUAGUCUUAUUGAUCAAAUUUAAAAGUACUAAGCAAAUAAAGGAGGUAAAAGACUCAAGGUAUCCUAGCGAUAAAGUCAGCGCUAAGGCUGCUAAAGAAAUGUACGAGCAAGCGCUUAAGUUAGAAGCUGAAUAUAGGCAUUUUAUUUCUGCUGUCAUUCCAGCAGGGGUGAACGUUGCCUAUAUAUGCACACAAGUCAAGGGAGCCGUCGAUGAUGAACAAAGUAAGGCACUUUGGGUUCCACGAGGACUUCCCUGACAUCAGAGGGGGGGUCCCCGUAAACCACAGUGGAAGUCAAUAUAAUUCCACCAGGGGGCCCUUACGUCGUGCAUGCUUAAAAAAUUAUGCCUUCAAACAUUUUUAUUUUUGGUCCUUUAUCAAAAAAGAUACAUACAUAUUUUUUGAAACUCGUUCUCAAAGAUUUUCUCUUAUCGGUCCCAUGUUUGUGUUCCAUGCAUUAAUAUUACAUUGACAAUGGAAAAAGUAUCAUAAUUUAUUUAUAUGUUCUUUCCGUUUACUUUCACAUACGGAAUACAAAAAAAAUGAUCUCAUAAUAACAUCACGCACAGUUUUAUAUGUACAUAAAUUAUAACUGUGCAUAUUACUUUUUAAUAGAAGUUAUAAAAAUAAUGAAAUUAUAUGAUGGGACAUUUUUUUUUUUUAAUUCAUUACCUUUGAGUUCUGGUUGAUUUAAAAAUAUAUUGGAAAGAUCGAUUUAAAGAUGCAUUGAAAUGAUUGAUUAGAAAUUGUAUUGAAAGGAUUCAUUAGAAAUUAUAUUUUUGAAAUCUUAUCAGACCAUUGAUAGGCGAAAUUUAAUAUCCGUCGUAUCGUGGCCCGCUGAUGGAUGAAUAUCGAUCAGACACACAAUCGUUUAGUUAAAAAAUCAACUGCUGUCGUGCUUGCACCCUUUGUUAUAAACUCUUCAAACCAAUUUUAAUAUCUGGAAUAGGGAAGAUUGAUUGAAAAAUGAACUUUUAUAGUUCAUGGUAAGGCUGUACAAACAACAUGAUUUAUUUUAUAUUGAGAAAGAGAUACUUAUUUGUAUAUAAUUUAUCUAAACAAGAUUACAUAAUAUUUUCUUAUUAAGUAUUAGUUAAUAAACGAAAAGUAGUAUUAGAUUAUAUUUUAAAUAAUAUUUAUAUGUGUACACAUACACACAUAUCUUUAUUAGUUUAUUAUUUACAUACAUGUUGUUAAGUACGUGUUGUUACUGAGUUGGUUUGAAGAGUUCAAAGUUGUAAAUUGUUAAAGCAAGGAAUUGAUAGUAGUAAAAACAGAGUAAAUGGAAUUGAAACGAUACUCAGUUCCUGCUAUCGAAUUGUAAAUAACUCGUAGGGAACAAUAGGCAUUGGUUAUAGAAAUGAACAGCAUAUUAAAACUCCUUCGUCACUUUUUAAAUAAUUGCAAAAAUUAAAGAAUUAUUUAAACGUAAUCGUUAAAUUGUCAAAAUGUUAUAAAUUUUUAAAUCGUGUAUUAUUCUUAUUGGACGAAAAGACAUUUUAUUUUUCUAAA
Messenger RNA from Vespa velutina, 8691 nucleotides. It is a transcript of the gene Dlg5, whose product is annotated as disks large homolog 5. The transcript has 13 exons. The coding region runs from base 1708 to 7437 and encodes 1909 amino acids. The record is from RefSeq and is a predicted model, not a curated record. Gene Ontology annotation, molecular function: protein binding. Lineage: Eukaryota; Metazoa; Arthropoda; Insecta; Hymenoptera; Vespidae.